This is a messenger RNA of Zasmidium cellare ATCC 36951, 1812 nucleotides long. RefSeq lists its product as uncharacterized. The record is from RefSeq and is a predicted model, not a curated record. The transcript has 2 exons. The coding region runs from base 1 to 1812 and encodes 603 amino acids. Lineage: Eukaryota; Fungi; Ascomycota; Dothideomycetes; Mycosphaerellales; Mycosphaerellaceae.
AUGGCAAUCGCUGACUUCAGCUAUCUCCUUUCCGCCCCCUUCGUCUUUGCCACGCUCUUGCACGGCAUCAGCGAUGUAGGAUUUCUCGGCACAGCGCUGGUCACCAUACUGGUCAUCGCAAGCUUCCAAAGUGUGUACCUUCGUAAGGUCGAGAUCAGACUGCGUGGUUGUGAGAGAGAAAAGAAGUCCUUGAAAAAGCAACUGUCCGAACUCACCGUACGGAAAGAAUCCCGUGACUGUGAACUGGUGCACGAGUAUGAGCUGUUGCGCGAGGAGUGGAAACAGUUGAAUGAACGAAUUGCCGAGGAAGGCAUGCAAUUCGAAGAAGGCAAUGCAGCCCUGGAAGACGAAGUGAGUCCCAAACAGAAGCAGCUACCGCUGCUCAAAGAGUCCAGCAAUAUCAAGGCACGUGAGUUCAAGGAAACAAAAGGCGUCGUUGGUGUGGAAGUAGGAAGCUACUUCAUGGUCGAGGAUACCAGAAAAGCCGAAGCGUCCAAGACGAAUGGCGAGGUCACGGCUGAGUCUAGUAGCGAGGAGGACUCCGAUGAAGAAGACUAUGCCGACUCCUCAGACGACGAAAAGUUUGCCGUCAAUGCUGGUAAGGCCAAGGCGGCUACUGACACCAACGACGAGAUCUCCUCUGAUGAGUCCUCCGCCGUGUCCUCCGAUGAUGGCAGCGAAUCAGACCACAAAGCAGAGGCUGAAGACGACGACGGUGACUCCGAAUCCCAUGAAUCUGAGGUAUCUGUUGAAGGAGCCCAGCCGAGCGAGCCCUGCUCGCAGUUCACAAGCUUGUUCAGGACUCAUCCAUACUCGGACCGAUUCCUACAGGACGAAAAAGCGAUUGCACGACUUUUGAACAAGUACUACGCGGCGAAAGACAGUAUCAGGGCUUCUGGACCCAGCACGUCCGCGGAGCAAGAGGAGGCCCAGCAGAAUACGGCCCCGGUCUCGUUAGAGCUUCAGAAAGAGAAGAAGAGGUGUAUUGAAGCCUUGAGAAAUGCACAUAUGGAGCAGACUCUGCUUGGUGUAUUGACCACCGCCGCUGAACAAGAUCGCAACCAGCAAUUUGAGGACCAAGUAGAGAUUUUGGAAAGAGCACUCAAGAAGACAGUCACUGAGCUUGAUAACAGAAGGGAAAAUCUCUGCGAGGUGUUGCGGGCAGCAUUGUACGAAGGCCGGAAGCUUGGGAACGUCGCAAAUGCUUUGGAAGCCUACUUGAGAGCCACGAGUGAAUACAAUUUCGUGCUGACUUUCAAAAAUUUGUACUCCGAACCACAGCAUGAAAAAGCCUUACGCAACUUAAGAUCUGCGAGGGAAAGGUUGGAUGCUUCAUUCAACGAUUUGAGUGGAGAUAGUGUGCUCCGACUCUUCGAUGAGACCGACGUGACCUGGCUUCCUCGAACAGGAGCUGGUAUCGUUGCGUGGAUCCGCGAAGCCAAUGAUCGCGCUGAGCGGUGGUCAGGCAGCCAAGUUGAGUCCAAGAUGUUGCAAAUAAUACGUCUCCUACCGGUAGCUAGGCCUACUAGUUGUGAGGUGGCGGACCCCAUCCAUGAAGAACAUGGCCAUGCUCUGCAGAACAUUGAAGAUGGGAUCGACGACAUGCGCAACGUUAACGAUGGUGAGGGAGAUAUUUCCGCUGACCAGACACGAGAUGAUAUUGCGGUUGACGUUCAUGAUGGGAAUCCAGUAGAGGUCAAACAGGAGAGCGCUAAGACGAGGAAGCAGCGGGAGAAGCGCCAAGCAAAGCGACGAGCCGCAAGGGAAGCAAAAGCAGAAACAGAAAGACUGCAUCUGCAGACGCUAUCAUAG